AUUCUUCUUUACUCGCUACGUCCUUCCCCGCCCCUGCGAUUGCAGUUGAGCAACGAAACUUACUUGUAGGAAAUUCUCACAAAAUUCUCAAACUCAGAGAGAGAUGGGAAGCAUUUGUACUAUGAGUCUGCAUUUGAUGUGCUCUCUACCAUUCCCACCAAAACAGAGUAACACCACUACCAAAUCCUACUCUACUCUGAGUAGCUUGAACAGCAGAAAGAAUUCACUCUCUAAGAUAAGCAAGACGAACAGAGCCCUUCAUCUGCAGAGGGCCCGCGCUACGGUUGAUCGAAAGGAGCUCGACGAGAAUCCAGAAGGCAUCAUCUCUGGAGAAUGGCCCCAGAACUUCUCUCUCCUCAGCUACGACGAUCUUCGAGCUUAUUUAGAACCCAAUCUCUUCAAAGACAAGACGCAACCUUCUGCUAUUUUGGAGGAGGUUAUGUCCACCACUAUCCGGACGGCCUCCGCUGAUCAGACUUUGGAGGAGAUCGACCAUCAUUUCGAGCUUGUAACGGGACUUCCUGUAGUUGAUGAUCGGUUCAGAUGCAUCGGUAUCGUGUCCAAGAGAGACAAGGAAAGAGCUUCAAAUGGGCUGAAAUCAAAGGUGAAUGAAGUAAUGUCAUCCCCUGCCAUAACACUGUCACCUGGCAAGACAGUUCUCGAAGCUGCAGCACUGAUGCUCAAGAGCAAGAUCCACAGGAUACCGAUUGUGAAUGAAGGAGGCCAGGUCGUAGGCAUGGUUUCUCGGACUGACAUUUUCAAAGCAUUGGAAAGCCUGCCAGUUUGACUUCUCUUCUCAGGUGCUUGCCUCCUUUUCAAGGCAUUGGAGGAAGAAGACUUGUUAGUAAGGUGGGGGUGGGGAUGGGCAUUUGUAAAUUUGAGGCUGCAUUGCUCAUCUUCUAUGUACAUAUGUGUAUUUGUCUUGUGCAAGGAGAUAGAGAACUUGAACAUGGAAAUCUUUCACUAGUUGGUGUCUGGUCAAGUGACAUACAGGGCCUUUUCCAAAUCAUGUGUUUGCAGUGUUUCUUACCUCAACAACGAUAUCGAAACUUCAUUUA
Magnolia sinica is the source of this 1058-nucleotide messenger RNA. RefSeq lists its product as uncharacterized. The transcript has 5 exons. NCBI's taxonomy places the organism in Eukaryota, Viridiplantae, Streptophyta, Magnoliopsida, Magnoliales, Magnoliaceae. Bases 104 to 787 code for a protein of 227 amino acids. The record is from RefSeq and is a predicted model, not a curated record.